This is a messenger RNA of Trypanosoma cruzi, 1671 nucleotides long. RefSeq names its product dispersed gene family protein 1 (DGF-1), putative. The annotation marks the transcript as partial. The record is from RefSeq and is a predicted model, not a curated record. Lineage: Eukaryota; Euglenozoa; Kinetoplastea; Trypanosomatida; Trypanosomatidae. The transcript has a single exon.
UACCCAAAAGGUCCCGCGAUCUCACAAACGGAGCGAUUGUGGCCGCGUGCAACACUGUGAACGGCGAGGAGGGGGCGAAAUACAGCAUCCCGUCCGUGUACAACGCCACCAUUCUGACCUGCAGCGAUCCAUGCGCCCUCGCGACGUCGUGCUUCCCCGCUUACACGACGAUGGCCUCGAGUGAUGGCUGCGCCUGCACGUGCGCUGAGGGUGGCCACGGCGAUGCGUGCCUGCCCGUUGCUGUCCCCGAGCCACCGAGCACCGACGGCGCAGACUUGUGCGUGCGGGACGUGCGUGUGGAUGAGGAGGUGAGCGCCGGUUUCGGGACGUCGGUGGCGUGCUACGUUGGUGUGACCUUUGCGGCGGACGUCGUGGUGGACGUGGAGGCGAUGUCGGGGAGCGUGCGCAACGUGACGCUGGCGAACUGCACUUUUUUGGACGGAGCGAGCCUGUACGUUGUUGGGUGGCGUUCCGACCCGCCUGCUGGCGAGCGCGCCGAUGUGUUGAUCAGCGGGCUUGAGUCGCGCUCCGGCGGCGGCGUGCUGGUGUCGAACCGAUUUCCGCCUGGCUCUCGCGUCACUUUGGUGGACUCGGUGCUGAUUGCAGAGAAGCGUGUUGCAUACCGUGGCGCCUACGGCCUUGGCGACGCGUCCGCGUGCCUUGUGGUGCACAGCGUGAAUCUGACUGGGAGCGUGCUGACCAUUGCGCGCACGCAUGUGGCGGCUGUGUUCGGCGACGCUGUUGGCGUGUUGGUGGUUGGCGGCGUGGCGCUGUCGUCGCGCGGUGCGCUGUACGUGGACGUGCUGUCGGUGCAGACGGCGCUGGGGCUGUGCGUGUCGGUGGAGGGCGGUGUUGCGGCCAGCGGUGGCUCCGUGGUGGCGUUUGUUGACAGCGACUUCCUGCUGAGCAAGCACGCGGUGUCUGUGCGUGGGGCUGUGAGCGUGUCGAGCUCCAUUGUGGCGUUUGUGCGGAGCGAAUUCUCUUUGACGGAGGACUACGCGGUGGCGUUUUAUUCGACGGUGGGCCUGGCUGGUGGGUCGGUGCUGCUGGCGAAGGGCAACGUGCACGACGGUGUCUCGAGGGAGAUGCUCUACGCCGCUGGUGCCGUGGCCGCUGCAGGGAGCACGCUGAGCUUUGUGCGGAACCGAGCGCUGCUGCCGCGGAUGCUGUCGCUGAGCCUGUCGCUUUCGGCUGGGGCGCAUUUGAGGGUGGCGUGCAACGACGCCGGUGGACGUGUCCUGUCGACGGCGGAGGGGUACGCAGCCGCUGGUUUUGGCGACGCUGGGCGCAUCGACGUUACUGGGUGCGACGCCUGCGACAGGGACACGUACUGCUACGCGCCCGGGACUGCGUCGGCGAGCAUGACGAACGGUGUGUGCGUGUGCGUGUGCGGCAGCGGCGGGUACGGCGAGGCGUGCGUGCCUGUGGGCGCUCCCGUGCUGCCGCCCGCUGUGGGCACUGCGUCGAGUGUGUUCGUCCGCGAGGGCGUGACGGUGCGGUCGGUGUUUGUUGUGCCUGCCGGUGCGAGCGAGGUGACGCUGCGCCACGUUGUGCUGGACGGCGUGAGUCCUGUGCUCUACGUGCCGUGGAUGGCGCGAGAGGGCGUGCGGAUCGUUGUGCAGAACGUGUCGCUGCUGAACGGCGCCGUGCUGUACGUGAUGGGCGGCGGAG